Trichoderma atroviride IMI 206040 is the source of this 1085-nucleotide messenger RNA. RefSeq lists its product as uncharacterized. Lineage: Eukaryota; Fungi; Ascomycota; Sordariomycetes; Hypocreales; Hypocreaceae. The record is from RefSeq and is a predicted model, not a curated record.
UAUUGCACACCAUGCCUUUCGUCAACUACCGCGAGCUCUUUGCUGAGCAUGAUUCCACUCAGCUGGAAAGAAUCGGCCAAGGCCGCUGUGGGACAGUAUGGGCGGCUCAUUGUUCCGAUUGCCACGGACACUACCAUCUAGCCAUCAAACUCGAAAAUGGUAGCGCGGGGCGGUCCAUUUCUCAUGAAUACAAGAUUCAUCAAGAAGUGCUCAGAACAUCUGCGCAAUGUUGUUUUUUCUUCCAAAUCCCUCGGACUAUAAACUUUCUAGAUUUGCAGGAUAUCUCAAUGUGGCAUCGCAUCUUACCGAAAUUACCCGAGGGUUAUACAAGAUGCAAUGCUAUUGUCAGCGAGAAGAUCAUACCGCUUCCGGCUUCUACUCGAAGACUCCUCGUACAAAAGCUCCUCCCCGAUAUAGAUGAAGAGAGCGUCAUGAACAAUUCGAGCAACGAACAUUGUCUUAUUCGACCAUAUCUGGGCCGCCGACGAUGUCGCAAUCCAGAGGCCGAUACAGAACCGAGCACGCGCCCGCGAGCGUUCAGCCUUCGAGAUUUCCCACUGCACUUGGAUCAGAUGGAACAACUAGGUCUUAAUCCCGGUGAAUACGCAAUUACCAUGGCAGAUGCGCUUGCUUUCAUGCACUGGAUGGCAGGGGUAGAUGGAAAUGGUGUUGAGUUUGUGCUUGGUCGGCCGCGAGGUCCACCUUACAUCUUCUGCCUAUGCCACCAGAAAUCGUCUCAGGAUGCGCACCCUCGUAAUAUCGGCAUACUAGGUCCGCAUUCGAUGUGGAUAAUGGACUUUGAUAUGUGCAAGGAGUUGACGCUUGACGAAAGCGGCAUUGAACAAGCCUGCAACGCUUUCUGGGGCAAUGAUCCGUGGUAUCCUCGGCCUGGUCGGUUGGCUACGGCGGAUCAGAAACUAUGGGAUAUUUUUGAACUUCGAUUCCUGACAUCGAGUGCCAGGAUUUUGGGAGGGCGACCAAGCGAAAUCAGGGAGCUUCCCAGGCUACUCGUGGAGAAGAUCAAGCAGACUGCAAUGACUACUUCGACGGACGAAGUUGGGAAUUCGGAAAUGGAAGCAAAUUGA